Globicephala melas (long-finned pilot whale) is the source of this 1080-nucleotide messenger RNA. It is a transcript of the gene TSSK4, whose product is annotated as testis specific serine kinase 4. NCBI's taxonomy places the organism in Eukaryota, Metazoa, Chordata, Mammalia, Artiodactyla, Delphinidae. The record is from RefSeq and is a predicted model, not a curated record. Gene Ontology annotation, biological process: protein phosphorylation; intracellular signal transduction. Gene Ontology annotation, molecular function: protein serine/threonine kinase activity; ATP binding. Gene Ontology annotation, cellular component: cytoplasm.
AUGGGGAAGGGAGACACCUUGGGAGCACCAUCCACCUCGGCCUACCGCUCUGUCAUGGAGGAAUAUGGUUAUGAAGUGGGCAAAGUCAUUGGCCAUGGCUCCUACGGGACGGUGUAUGAGGCUUACUACACAAAGCAGAAAGUCAUGGUGGCUGUCAAGAUCAUCUCAAAGAAGAAGGCCUCUGAGGACUAUCUUAACAAGUUCUUGCCCCGUGAGAUACAGGUAAUGAAGGUCCUGCGGCACAAGUAUCUCAUCAACUUCUAUCAGGCCAUCGAGACCACAUCCCGAGUGUACGUUAUUCUGGAGCUGGUUCAGGGUGGUGACGUCCUUGAGUGGAUCCAGCACUAUGGGGCCUGCUCUGAGCCCCUUGCUGGCAAGUGGUUCUCCCAGAUGACCCUGGGCAUUGCCUACCUGCACAGCAAGGGCAUCGUGCACCGCCCUCUCCUGACCCCCAGCCUUUCUGCUGCUGGUAGGGACUUAAAGUUGGAGAACCUGUUGCUGGACAAGUGGAAGAACGUGAAGAUAUCGGACUUUGGCUUCGCCAAGAUGGUGCCUUCUAGCCAGUCUGUGCGGAGUAGCCCUUCCUACCGCCAAGGGAACUGCUUUAGCCACCUCAGCCAGACCUACUGUGGCAGCUUUGCUUAUGCCUGCCCGGAGGUCUUGCUAGGCCUGCCCUACAACCCUUUCCUGUCUGACAUCUGGAGCAUGGGCGUCAUCCUCUACACGCUAGUAGUUGCCCGUCUGCCCUUCGAUGACACCAAUCUCAAGAAACUGCUGAGAGAGACUCAGAAGGAGGUCACUUUUCCACCUAACUAUGCCAUCUCCCAGGAGUGCAAGAACCUGGUCCUCCAGACACUAUGCCAAGCCACCAAGCGUGCCACCAUCCUGGACAUCAUCAAGGAUCCCUGGGUGCUCAAGUUCCAGCCUGAGCAACCCACCCAUGAGAUCAGGCUGCUUGAGGCCAUGUCCCAGCCCCCCGGCACCAAUCGUCACCAAUCCUUGGAAAUCAGUACCUGAAAACGGCGGAAGGAGGAGGGGGUUGAAAGAGGAGCAAAGCAGGAGGGUCUUGGGCUAAAAAUC